Folsomia candida is the source of this 5782-nucleotide messenger RNA. RefSeq names its product WD repeat-containing protein 44. The record is from RefSeq and is a predicted model, not a curated record. NCBI's taxonomy places the organism in Eukaryota, Metazoa, Arthropoda, Collembola, Entomobryomorpha, Isotomidae. The transcript has 15 exons. Gene Ontology annotation, molecular function: protein binding. Bases 1279 to 4920 code for a protein of 1213 amino acids.
UUCAUACUUCUGCUGUACACACAUCAAGCUACCCCAUAUACGAUAUAAAUACUUACAUUCAUGAAUACGUGUAGAUAUGUAGCUCCAUCAUAUAUUGAUUAUUUCAAUUCCCUUGCGACUCAACACGCCAUUCUUCCAUUAAACUCGUACUUUUAUGCCAUUAUUAGCAUGUGUCUCUUUCAGACACGGCUGCUACGCAAUUAUUUCUGCACAAUUAUAUAAUGCCACCGAGAACUAUUCAGUUACAGUGCAAAAAACGCCUACACACAAAUUCAUGCCAGGGUCGCUGAUUCACCAUUAUUUAUUUCUUCAUCAACGACAUUACACCGUUCCCCAUGCAGUUUCAGUUUUGUACUCUUGGUGCUGUAUAAGUAAGAGAUUUUACUAAUUCAUAUGCCUUAUUUCCCCGAAUGACAUGACACGAUUGCACUUUAUCUGAGUCAUCGUUGCGGAGAAAGUUGUAAUCCACCAACAACCCACACAAUUUUGCAUUCAUAUUGCGAAAAAGCGAGAGAAAGUUUGUGUCCUUGUGCCCAUCGCGUGACGGUUUCGUGGCUCCAACAGUAAAAAACGCCCCACAGAAAUAAAUAACAAUUUUCGUAUUUUGUUGAAGAAAGUUGAAAUUUCUAAAAAUAUGGAACCCUUAUAAACUUGAAAUAUAAUUAAUAUAAGUGUAUCCUAAUACCUGGUUAUAUUUUUGUUGCGAUUUUUAAUUAAGUUUCUUAGAAUUUAGUGACCUGAUUGAGAUUUUCAUUUGUAUAAAAAAAUUCAGAUUUGUGCUAAAUUGUAAAUUUGAAAUUGAGAAAGGACGACAGAGUAAUUAGUUAGGUUUAAUUUUUUAGCGGAAAAUGAUACAUCCUUUGCACGUUAUUCUUCAGCGUCGGCCUUAUCUCUUGGUUCAAUUCUGAUCGUAUUGGGAGUUGUAAAAUAUAAUAAUUUUACUUCAAAAAAGUUUGACACUUCCCGUUUAUGAUGAUACUAUCAUUAUCAAAGAGAUAACUCUGCACUUGAAAGGUAUUGCAUUAGCCUUAUCUAAAUCUACCAGGAUUUCCCAAUCCAACCCAUUAACUGAUUGACAUCAGCGAACUGAGAGUUUUCGGAUUCAAUGUCAUUAUUGUUGACGGGGUAGUUAGGUAGGUAGGAUAUCGAUUGCGUAAUUACAAGAUAAGCAGGAGAUAAUAUAACGCGUGUUCUCCUCUAUUGGAGUAGGAGGGCGGAAGAGACAAAGGAAAACAUAAAAAAAACAUAUAAUCUCCUUGUUGAUAACCAUCAAUCAUCAUGUCUCGCGGAGGUGAAAGUAGCACGGGGAACAGCAACAGCAGUACGACGACGACGAGCAGCAGCAGUGAUGAAAGUGAAUCCUCCUCCUCUGAAGAGUUCUUUGACGCCGAAGAGCCCAACACCGGAACUUUAAUACGAUUUUCGAAAAAGAUUCUCGAAUCUCCUCCAAAUCGGGUAGAUUUGACCACCUUGACACCGGCAGAGAUUGAUUCAUGUUCUUCCGCAAAUGAUCUAUUUUUCGUGACGCCACCACAGUCUAGUAGUAUCAAUAAUUCUGGAACGCUGAAUGCAAGUUCGGUCUCGAUGGCUUCAAUUUUAUCAAGGAGUGAAAUGGAAGAAGAGGCAGAGGAUGAACGACGCAGGAAGCGCCUCGAAGAAGCAAGAAGAAGACUGAAUAACGAUGAAGUCGAAGGGGAUGAACAAACUAGUCCUUCAGAUAGUCAGACAUCAAGUGUCGAAGGAUUAUAUGGAGCUAUUUCUGGAAAAAAUUCACACCCCUUCAAGGUUGUGGAUCAUGACAAUGUCAGUCUACAGUCUGGCGUAUCUAGUGGUCGUGUUGGCCGGCCGGGAACCACGUCAUCGGUCAUGGCAGUAAAUAACUUUGGUUAUUCUACUUCAAUAAACAACAACUCUUCUUACCACCUGCCACCACAACAACCUUAUAUUCCAAGCAGUCCAUCAAUUUCUGCGUCCAGUUCCCCUUCUAGCAAUUCGAACUCCAAUACAUUUCUUGCAACUAUACAACAAUCCUUACCGAAUAGCCAACUCAAUAAUGCAUCGUCUUCGUCUGAUAAUAGUGUACACCAAGUGCCUUUAUCGCAAAAUAGUAGUAGCCACGGUUUCGUAUUUUCUGGUAAUACAACCGCUAGUGAAACUUCAAAAGUUGGUAAUGGAAAUCUGACAAGGAGUGGUAACUCUAAUCCAAAGAAUUACAAUAACGCACUUCCUCUUCUUACAAUGGCGAUGGCCCCAGAACCAGAUCUAGUUGCAAGUUGUUUGGCAAAAGAGAAAGUUUCAUCCGAAUUAGGUGACAGUGGUGCUGCUGGCGAGUCUCCAGUAGUACGACAACUUCAAACAAUGCCAGCCCCUGUAGCACCCCCAAGAAGAAAACGAAGAGGUAUCGGUGCACUGGGAAAGACACAGUCGGAAGACGGAGACGACAGUAGUAGCCGUGACGUAACUCCUUUAAGAGAAAGUCCUCCAUCCCCUUUCCCACCUCCCACUGAAGUAAAUAAUUUUCCUCCACCCCGACCUACUUCUUCCUCGUCGCGACAAAAUUCCAGCGCUGUAAUGUCACCGAAAAACCCGCCUAGUCCAACAGUGAGUAUCAGAUCAGUAUGUCGAGAAUUAGACAAAACUUUGGAGACCGCACAGCGAAUAUAUGUCGUGAAAGCGCAGGAUGAAGAGAAAACUCGUGCCAAGAACUCUGGUCCUAGAGCCCUGCGUCGUACUGAGUCACUGCCCAAAGAUGUUAUUGCCGCUUUUGACCAAUCCGGAAGUCAUCGUGAUAAGACUCUAACAAAUGUGGUGGUGGUCAAUACAUCGACGUCAAAUAUAAAUUCGGCCUCCGCCGUGGUCCCCAACUCUGGAGUAGAAGUAGAAAAGGUGGAGACUGCUCCAUCCUCCCAACAAGAUAAGAAGAAGCCAAACGAUAAACGCCACAGCUUGUCAUCUUCGGAGAAAAGUCUAAAAAUCGGAGCAACUCACAGUCGAAGUAAUUCUGCACCAAAGUCAGGCUCAAUUAAGCUAUCUUCUCUGGUAUCGGCCCUCGCUGCGAGGGAAGAACGGAAAGAAAUGGAUGGUGCUGGAGGUCUCGCACAAUUUAAUAUGAUCAGAACAAGGACAGAUUCUGGAAAGUUAUUAUCAGAUAUCGAAAUAUUGGAACAAGUGGAGCGGCCAAAGUCGUUGGAUUUACACUUUCAUCCGGUUCUUAAUCUGGACACUGGAGAGCGAGUCCCAUUGUCCAUUGCGGAAGACAAAAUUCCUCAAUGCAUUAACCCAUUGUCCUUGCAUAUCAUGAGGUUGACUUCAGAAUACGUCGGGCAGCGAAGCAGUAGUAAUGAUCGAGAUUCGGAUGAAGAGUCUCUGGACUCGAAAAAAUCAUCGGCUGCAUCUCAAGACGAUGCUGAAACCUCUGGAGUUAAAAAGAAGACUGCACAAGUCCGACGAUUUUUGGGGUCUACGGUGAAGAAAACUGUGAACAAGGCAAAGUCAUUGGCACAACGGCGCCACGUCAAAGAGGAUGUCGACAUUAGCACAAACGAAGAUAUUCUGGGACAGGAUCCUUUAUUGAAAAUGAAAGCGUCCCAUAGUCAUAAAGGACCUUACGACUUUGAUCAUUUACAACAAGUACAAGAACUCUUUGGUGAACAUGUUGGUCCCGUUUGGUGCAUGAAAUUUUCCAAUUGUGGUCGUCUCCUUGCUACCGCAGGACAAGAUAAAGUAAUUCGCAUCUGGGUGUUGAAGGAUCAUCUCCCAUAUUUUCAAGAUAUGCGCACAAAAAAUACGACUGAUAAAGUUUCCCCUACUCCAAGUCAAGAAUCUAUCGUUUCUCAACAUUCUCAUCAUUCAGCAGAGGAAAUGUUACAAGCAUGUGAAAACAGUGAUCCUCGCUCUCCAUUUGUUCCACGACCUUUAUGUACGUACUCUGGUCAUACAGCAGAUUUGCUCGACAUUGCCUGGUCUAAAUCGUUCUUUGUACUCUCUUCAUCAAUGGACCGCACCGUUAGACUGUGGCAUAUCUCACGCCGAGAAUGUCUUUGUUGUUUUCAACAUAUUGAUUUCGUCACGGCAAUUGCAUUUCAUCCACGGGAUGAUAGAUAUUUUCUAAGUGGAUCUUUGGAUGGAAAACUUCGAUUGUGGAAUAUCCCUGAUAAGAAGGUUGCAUUGUGGAACGAAGUCAACGGUCCAAACAACUUGAUCACGGCAGCUAACUUUUGUCAAAAUGGAAAAUUUGCUGUGGUCGGAACAUACGAUGGGCGGUGCAUUUUCUAUCACACCGAGCAGCUCAAAUAUCACACUCAAAUAAUUGUCCAUAGACGUAAGCGAAUGACUGGAAGAAAAAUUACUGGAAUUGAGCCGAUGCCAGGCGAAGAUAAAAUACUCGUCACUUCAAAUGACUCUCGAAUUAGACUUUACGACUUGCGAGAUUUGAGUUUAACUUGUAAAUACCGUGGUUUCACAAACUCGUCCAGUCAAAUCAAGGGAACGGUUAGCCAUGACGGAAAAUAUAUUGUCAGUGGGAGCGAAAAUCAAUGCGUUUAUAUUUGGAGGACUAAUCACGACUACUCCAAAUUCUCCUCAGCCAGAAGGGAUCGGAAUGGAUAUUGGGAGGGCAUCAAAGCACAUAACGCUGUCGUUACAUCGGCCGCUUUCGCUCCUGACCCAGACAUCAUUGUAAAACAGAUCGAAAAACUAGAGGAGCAACCUUCAUCGUCGUCUGAGUCAGAAAAGAAGCAACAGGGUGCAAUGGUGAAAUCUCCUUCCUUGACGAAAUCUUAUUCGCACCAGCAGCACAGCAGUCCCUCCUCUCCUGCAGGAUAUGUUCUAGUCAGCGCUGAUUUUUCCGGUUGCAUAAAAGUAUUUUUUAGCAAAGUAAAGCCAAAACAUAGUUCAUUACCCGCAUCGGCUUUAAUAUAGAGAGAUGAAGAAUCAAACAUUUAAAAAAUCAGUCAGUUGUUCAAAAAGACUAUACAAGAACGUACUAUAAAUCUGAAACUACUACUAUAGUUUUAAGUGAAACUUAUUGUUGUAGAUAGCCCUUAUUUACACCAACAAGUGUUGUAAAGACUAGACAAAUGAUGGAGAAAGGUCAAAAUGAGAUUAAUUUACAUUUUGCGACAUUCAUUAUUACUAUAUAGACGAACUGAAUCUUCCAUGACUUUUUUUAUUGUUUUGAAUUUCAAGAGUAUAAAAAUCACUUGAUAUAGUCAUCAUUCACAAUAUGCGUUCUAGGAAAUUGUGUAUCAAAUCUAUUAUUUAUUAUUGUAAAGUACAAGUUAUAGAAAGCAAUUCAUAUUGUGAUAUAGCCCCUCAAGUUUGUUGUUUAAGAGAGACACACGUGAACGCUUUCUCUUCCGUACAAUAAUGAGCAACCAUUAUUAUCAAUUAUCGAUUAUGACAAAACAUAAUCAAAAUUAUAUGUCAAUUCAAUUUAUGUGAAUUGUGAAUGUCACAAACCUUUUUGUUUUUGAACUAGAAGAAAAAGAAUGACGGAUAGUACUAAAUUACAAGAAAACAAACGCGAUACGUUAUUUAUAGCAUGCAGGACACAAUUUGAAAAUGAAAGACUAAAAGAUAACUAAAGUUUCUUUCAGCAACGAUAAUCGUGAAUACGCAUAUUUGUACACGUAUGUAUCAAUAUAUUGUUAAUCACUGAGAAAUGAGAAGAGAUUAUAAUACUGUGUGAAGCCAAAUUAAUACAAUCAAAUAAUAGCCAACUGAAAAUGAUUCGAUUAGAUACGACAAAUUCGCAAUAAAAAUCGCUUAAUUUUGAACGAAA